UCAACCUUAGCCUUCAGCACUCACGUCUGACUCUGAGGCAUAUUUAGCGAGUGUGACGUGAAAGCCUGUUACCUGCGAGCGUUUAUUGUAAAACUGAGGGUGUGUUCUUUUUCAUCUCCCACAAUCACCUUGUUUACACAACGGCUGAGGUGCUCGAGAAACACAACGGGCAUGUUUUACUUAUUGUCAAGUUGAAGACGAGGCUAGGUGUUAGUCGAUAGUCGAUGCAUCUCCUGAAAAAAAGAAAUAACAAGUUAGGGUGAAAUGUGUUUUCUGUUUUGGAUAGUGUUGUACAGAAGCUUUUAACCACUGAGAAGAUUUAGAUGGUGAUUUUGAUAUGUGUGGCUUAACUGUAUAGUACUUUUGAUGUUUUCCAUCUUGGUGUCAAUGAUUUUUCUUCUGGACCCCUGUCCUUCCCUCAUGAUCUCGACACUGAACCCUGAAAGAAGGCUCCAUGUUGCAUUAGCUCAGAGAUAUAUAACUGUGUGUGUGUGGGUGUGGGAACUAUAGUGGUGGACCUUGACUGGCUGAACAGACCCAAAAUCAAUAGAACUAAUCCCCCCUACUUUUCUAGUCAGUUUGGGCUGCCCCCAGCAAGGCCCCACAUUCCAGAGGCCUACACAUUUUUAAAGUGGGAUUUUAUUUUUCCUGAUGCUCCAGGGCUGAUUUUUUUUUUUUUUUUUUUGGCCAACUGUGAUUUUCUCAGAGAAAACUAUUUCUCAAGUACACGAGAAUCUCACCUGAUCCAAAAUGGCAGCUAGAAUAUCACUUAAUGUCUGCAAGGUUCCUGCUCUGUUUUCUUUUUUUUCCCAGUGGUUUUUGGAGGCCUUGCUUACCAGUCAAGUAAAAUUUACUUUAAUGGUAUACUUGCUUAUUAAUGUUUAUUUGUUUUUCCCCUAUCUCUCCUUGUUUUUGCAGGCCAUCAGAUCUUGAGAGUAGAGGUUGGAGAAGACAAGGCUGAGCAUUACGCAACCUGGGAGUGCCGCUCCUUAUUUUGGAACUGAAUUCUUCUUUUGCUUCCAACAAAAGUGACUCUUUUGGAACCGAUAUAGUUUUUUAAAAAAAAUCCAGAACUGUGAUUGAGUGCUUUUGUGAUAUGAGGGUUUGUGUGGAGGAACAGGUUGGAAUUGGACUUCCUAGCAUCUCUGUAUCUUCGGAGAAGGCUGCUGUGAUUCUGGGAGUCGGAAUGGAGGCAAGAGCGGCUUCUUCUUUGACAAAAUUCAGAAAUCAGAUGUUAUCGUUUGGUUAUGAGGCACAUGAGAGAAGAAACUCAGACCCACUGAUGUUUUGUUCAUGUUCACAUAGUCUACAUCCAGCAGAGGAUUGCUGUGACUCUAAAUCAUCUGAACAGAUACGUAUGGACUGUGGUACAAGAAGCCCUUUGGACAGCAGAUCCAAGAGCUUGGACAGUCUGGACUAUUUACACAAAGACUGCUGUUGCAGCACAGUGUCAUGCCGCCGGGUGGAGGGAUUGUGUUGCAGCCAGCCGUGCAGCACAUGUGGGCCAGUGGAAACAGACGGUUGCUGCCAAGAGGCCGCCGUACAUAGUGGAGGCUGGGAAUCAGGGUUUCCGAGGAGAACAGAGGGGUUUUCUUCUGCUGCGACGCGGCUUGCUGGAGAGUCGCCAAGCCUAGAUGAGGAAAGGCUCGGCACCAGGAGAAUCAGCUUAGCGACGCUGUUCUUGUCACGCUUCCACUGCACGUGUGCCUAUGGUGCAAGGCUGGAAGCAGGAACGCAGGGCCAGGUGAAUUUUAAUUCUGCUCAUUGCCACAACAGAGUCUUCUCGAGCCUGGAGAGGCUCAACAAGAGAUCCAAAGUCAGGUGCUCGAGGAUGCCCUGCCAGGCUUCCACAACCUCAAAGCCUUCCUUAACUCACCAACACAGCGAUGGCGAGGCUACAGCUUCCGAUAGUGAGUUCACUCACAAGAAGGAGCGGUCCACUGUCCUGGUCCGGAGGUACCUCAAGAACAACCAGAAGGUCUUGAAGAAGGUGUGCACCGGCACCAGAGCGAUUGUGAGGACUGGUCAUAUAUCAGACCGAGCAUGGCAGGCUGCUUAUGGAAGAAGAUGUCGUCUGAGCAAGGCCUAUACCUUUGUAGACACGGAAUACAGCAGAGUGCUCCAUGCCAUCCAGCUCCAGGUCUCCAGAGCUCUUCUCUCCUAUUCAGGGGUCAGACUGGAGCAGCUCCAGUAUGCUUUUCCUGCUCUGAAUGCUGAGGUUCACCUCCUACACCCCUCCAGGAAGCUGCUGGCUCGGGCGGUAGCAUGGCUACCAACCUGUGUGCAGCACACUGAACACCGCGUCUGCUCCUGUCGGACUAGAUUAGCAGCCCACUUGAGCGGAGCCCUGAUGGAGGCCACGGCUGCCAUCACCACCAGCCCACCCAUGUUCAAAGAACGGCAGCUGUGUGGCUCCACGGCCAGCUCCGGCUCGCUCUCGUCUGGCGUGAUGGGGAUCAGUAAGGAGCUGGCUGACCUGCGGCAGCUCAUCCAGUUCCCGGAAGAGAUUGCCAGCAUCCUGACAGAGCAGGAGCAGCAGCUGUACCGUCGUGUGCUCCCACUCGACUACCUGUGCUUCCUCACACGCGACCUGGCCAGCCCCGAGUGCCACAAGAGCCACCCACAUCUCAAGGCCUCGCUAUCAGCGCCUGUCAUGCCUACCCAGAGUUCCCAGCACAAUGUGGUAGAGGACCUAGUCGCUCGCUUCAAUGAGGUCAGUUCGUGGGUGACCUGGCUUAUCCUGACUGCUGGCUCGAUGGAGGAGAAGAGAGAAGUCUUUUCAUACCUUGUUCAUAUAGCCAAAUGCUGCUGGAAUAUGGGCAACUACAAUGCAGUGAUGGAGUUCUUGGCAGGUCUUAGAUCUCGCAAAGUGUUGAAGAUGUGGCAGUUCAUGGACCAAGCAGACAUCGAGACCAUGCGAGGCCUGAAGGACGCCAUGGCCCAGCACGAGUCCUCGUCAGAAUACAAGAAGGUGGUGAAUCGCGCCCUGAACAUCCCCGGUUGUAAAGUAGUGCCCUUUUGUGGAGUGUUCCUCAAGGAGCUUAGCGAGGCUCUCGACGGAGCGGCGAGCUUGAUUGGGCUGCGUCCUGCUUUCGAUUCUCAGGAGGACUCGAUCGAGUUUGUGUCGGAUUACAACGGGCAGCAGCACUUCCUGCAGAGAGCGGGAGCUGAUGGGCUGCACAACUCUGAGAAGGAGGCCACCGUCAGCAACAUCCUGCAAACCAUCCGCAGCUGCAAUCGCAGCCUGGAGGCCGACGAGCCAGAGGACGCCUUCAGAGACAGGAGCAAGAACCAAUUUCUAGUCGGGGACCUUUCCGAUUCUGAAGGAGAUUUGACCGAGCAGCCACGAGAGUCGGACUUUCAGAGCCCGGAGGAACCUGAAGGCGCUUUCAGUCAUGGCACAGAGGUGGUCCCCUGGUACAUCCUCUCACUAUCUGCCGAUAUGCAUCGCUUCCUGCUGCAGGGCGCCACCGUCAUUCACUACGAGCAGGAGAGCCAUCUCACAGCCCGCUGCCUGCUGCGCCUGCAGCCUGACAACUGCACCCUGACAUGGAUCAAACCCCCGAGCAGCCGGAGCAGGGGCGUCGUACCCGAUUCUCUCCUCCAGGGUCAGGCGGUUGUGUGUGGACUCGCCGAAGGAAUCCUCGACUUGAGCGCCGUCAAGGCCGUGUUCAUGGGCCAUCCGGGGGUCGAUAUCAAUGUAGUGCGUCUUCAGCACAAGCUGUGUGGUCUGAGUGCUGAGGAGAACGGAGUCACGCUGCUCUACGGGCUACACACCACCGACAACAGGCUGCUGCACUUUGUGGCGCCAUGGCACACCGCAUCCGUGCUGUACGAGGGCCUGCGGGAGCUGAUUAGUGGCAUCAGGAAGAUGAAGAGGUUCCCAGACCAGAGGUUGCAGUGGCUCCGUAGGCAGUAUGUCAGCCUCUAUCAGGAGGAUGGUAGAUUUGAAGGACCAACGCUGGCUCAGGCCAUUGAGCUGUUCGGGGGUCGGCGCUGGAACAUGGGUUCAGGCAGUAGAAGCACGGAGAAGACCACCGCUCAGAAGAACAGCCCACUGGGCAUCAGCUCCAAUGUCAAGAAGAAGAAGAAAGCGCUCGUGAGGGGGGACAGCGGGGACGGAACCGAUGACGAGAUGGUCUCACGCAAGACAAAAAGCUGCAAGGAAGUUCUGAGCAGGAGGUCUUCAGAUCCGGUAGACAGCGUGGAGCAGGAGGAGAAUGACGACUCCAGCUCUUUUGGAACCCCUGGAUCGUCCUUCUCCUCUAGCACCAAAACCCAGUCCCCUGGAAGCUCCUCCUUCUCCUCCCCCUUUUGCUCAUCUUCUGUAAACAGCUCCACCCCCAUCCGGCCACAUUCCUCCCCCGUGCUCCCCUGCACCUCCAAAGGCCAACCUGGGGCAUGGAGCAGCAGAAGUUGGCAUGGGCGGGGAAAAGGCUGCUUCCGUGGUUUCCAGAACCUCAUGAUCUCGGAUAGCAUCAUGAGCUUCGUCGAGUUUGUGGAGCUCUUCAAGUCAUUCAGUAUCCGUAGUCGGAAGGAUAUAAAGGAACUGUUUGACACGUAUGCUGUGCCCUGCACCCGCUCAGGCCCGGAUUCGGUGCCUCUUUACACCACGCUGAGAAUCGACGACAAAAUAACAGGGCUUCAGCCCGACCUAGACCUGCUGACCCGCAACGGCUCCGACCUCGGCCUGUUCAUCCGCACCCGCCAGCAGAUGUCCGAAAACCAGAAGCAGAUUUCCGACGCCAUCGCCGCUGCUAGCAUCGUGAGCAACGGUACAGGCGUCGAACACUCUUCCCUGGGUGUGCUGGGCCUUGCCAUCCCACAGCUCAAUGACUUCCUGGUCAACUGCCAGCGCGAGCACCUGACCUACGACGAGAUCCUGACCAUCAUCCAGAAAUUCGAGCCUUCCUCGAGCAUGCGCCAGAUGGGCUGGAUGUCCUUUGAGGGCUUUGCCAGGUUCCUCAUGGACAAGGACAACUUUGCCUCCAAAAACGAAGAGUCUCAAGUGAACUCGGACGAGCUGCAGUACCCGCUUUCAUACUACUACAUCGAAUCAUCCCACAACACGUACCUCACCGGCCACCAGCUGAAAGGAGAGUCCUCGGUGGAGCUGUACAGUCAGGUGCUGUUGCAGGGAUGCAGGAGUGUCGAGCUAGACUGCUGGGAUGGCGAUGAUGGCAUGCCGGUUAUUUACCAUGGGCACACUCUAACCACUAAAAUCCCCUUCAAGGACGUGGUGGAAGCCAUCAAUCGCUCUGCUUUCGUGAACUCCGAGAUGCCCGUGAUCCUCUCCAUCGAGAACCACUGCUCUCUGCCUCAGCAGCGCAAAAUGGCCGAGAUCUUCAAGGUGGUGUUCGGAGACAAGCUGGUAACCAAGUUUCUCUUUGAGAGUGAUUUCUCUGAUGACCCACUGCUCCCCUCACCUUGGCAGCUAAGGGGCAAGAUCUUACUCAAGAACAAGAAGCUAAAGGCACAUCAGGCCCCUGUGGACAUCCUAAAACAAAAGGCACUUCAGCUAGCACACAUGCAAGCGCAAGCCAAUAACUGCACCGUCGCCACUGGUUCUCUUGGCAACAACGAAGAGGAAGAAGAGGAGGAAGACGAGUACGACUACGACUAUGAGUCACUGUCUGAUGCUGAUGUCCUCAAUGCUUCCACUGCCUCUUAUAGCCAGGAAGAUAACAUCCUGGAUGACAAGCCAGAGGGGAAGUCGUCGACCGAGAAGCUUCAGUACGAGUCCAACGACGAGAUGCCAAAGAGGAUUAAGAAAGCAGGGAGUAAAGGAAAGAUGUUUGACAUGGAGCUGGGGGAGGAGUUCUACCUGCCACAGAACGAGAAAGAAAGUAGGCAGAUCGCACAGGAGCUCUCGGACCUCGUCAUCUACUGCCAAGCAAUCAAGUUCCCGGGCCUAUCCACCCACUCCCCAUCAUGCUCUAACAGAGGAAAGGAGCGCAAAAGCCGAAAAUCCAUCUUUGGCAACGCCCCAGUCCGUGGGAGCCCUGGCGAACCGGUGACGCUGGUGCGCGGCUCAGGGAAAGCCAGUAUGGAUGGCACAAGGUCAAGCUGGGAGGAGCAGACGAUGCCAGCGACAGGCACAACGCCCUCAUUGAGCGCCAUCAUCCGCACACCCAAGUGCUACCACAUCUCAUCGGUGAAUGAGAACGCUGCCAAGCGCCUGUGUCGUCGUUACUCCGCCAAACUGAUUGGGCACACAGAGCGCCAGCUGUUACGCACCUACCCUGCUGCCACACGCAUCGACUCUGCCAACCCCAACCCCCUCUGCUUCUGGCUGCAUGGCAUCCAACUCGUCGCCCUCAACUACCAGACCGACGAUCUGCCCAUGCAGCUGAACACUGCUCUGUUCGAGGUGAACGGUCACUGCGGCUUUGUCCUGAAGCCACCCGUGUUAUGGGAUCGCACCUGCUAUCUGUACCAUCAGUUCAGCCCACUGGAGCGAGACCUGGAGCACAUGAGCCCUACUGUCUACUCACUUACUGUGGUAUCUGGGCAGAACGUGUGCCCGGGGAACAGCAAUGGCAGCCCGUGUGUGGAGGUGGAGGUGCUUAGCUUGCCGGCUGACGCUUGCCACUUCCGCACUAAGCCCAUCCACCGCAACACACUCAACCCCAUGUGGAGCGAGAGCUUCACCUUCCAGGUGCACUUCGAAGACCUGACAUUCCUACGUCUGGCUGUCGUGGAGAACAACAGCUCACAGGUCACGGCGCAGAGGAUCCUACCGCUGAAGGCGCUUAAACCCGGCUACAGACACCUGCAGCUGAGGAAUCAGCACAACGAGGCGUUGGAGGUCUCCACCCUCUUCCUGUUCAGCCGCAAGACAGAGGAGAGUCCUGAUGGAGGAGCACGACCGGCCACUGUGUUGUUUAGCUCGGAGGAGAGGCGAGCGGCGCAGCAGCACAAAGUGACGGUGCACGGCGCUCCAGGACCCGAACCUUUUACUGUGCUCGGCUUGAAAGAACACACCACAGCAAAGCAGCUACUUAACGUGCUGGUUCCAGAUGCCUCCGCUGACUACUUCCUGAUGGAAGAGAAGAUACCACUGUCAAAGGAAAAGUGCGACGCAAAGAAAGUUCCUCAGCAGCGUCCUCUAGCGUCCGACGAGAGGGUUCUCAAAGUGCUGCACAGCUGGCAGCCUGAGGAGGGCUACGUGGGCCACCUAUGCCUUAAAGCCAAGGAGGAGAAUUUGACUGAGAAAAACGACAAGAUGGAACGAGCGGUGGAAGCGAGCAGCGGAGGAGACGAGGACGUGUUCUUUGUCCAGGUUCACGAUGUUUCGCCCGAGCAGCCUCGCACGGUCAUUAAAGCACCACGCUACAGCACUGCACAGGACAUCAUUCAGCAGGCACUGAGCAAAGCCAAGUACUCAGUCAGCAUCCUGAGCAACCCCAACCCCAGCGAUUACGUGCUGAUGGAGGAGGUGGGCCGUGAAGCACCCGGGAAGAAGGUGUCUUCAGCUAAACCCGCUCAGCGUGUGCUGCCUGAUCACGAGUGUGUGUUCCAGGCCCAGAAUAAGUGGAAGGGCCCUGGCAAGUUCAUCCUCAAACUCAAGGAGCAGAUUGGGCGUGAGGAUAAGAGGAAGUGCGUGUCGUUUGCCAGUGAGCUUUGGAAGCUGACAGGCCGCAGUCGCAGCGUGACGAUGAACGGGCCCGGCUCGAGCGAGGCAGCACACAGCUCUGCUUUGGCGUUGGGACUGAAGGCCUGGGUGGCAGAGGCAUGUCUGGGUUUUGCCCCUCUCCCUCCUCCGCCCCCUUCUGCCUGGUCCUACCCCCUGCUGUGGAACUGGAAGCUGCACAAAUGAGCGUCGAGCCGCAGUGCUCUGACCUUUAGGCAACACGAUGGCCUCUCACACACUGAGUGAAGAGCAUCAUGGGACAGGUACCCUGUAAGCGGUUAGCUCCGGGCUGUGGAGCGUCACUGAGUGUAAGACACGGAACGGAGCCCACAGUGACUGAGCAGAACAUGGAGAGCAUGAGACGCAGCCAGCAGCAGGGUCAACACUGGUUCCUCACUUCCUUCAGGUCACUUCCGUCUCCAUCGUCGCUUUUUUUUUUCUUUCCUCGGCUGCUUUAGCGAGCAAGUGGCCACCGGAGUAGCUCACUCCUUUAUCGUGGAAGUUCUAUCUUUUGCAGUACUUGUCUUCGAGAAAACGCAUAUUAACGUACUGCGUGCUGUUAUUUUGCACAUUUUUUUAAAAAUUAGUUGGUUUCGGUCACAGCAUAUUCUUAUUUUAUUAAAAAAAAAAAAAAAAAGCAUUUUGUAAAAUAUUUAUUGAACUUUUUUGAAACUGACCCCCUGUAGUUGAAUAGGAAGAAAAGUAGCACACUCUAGCGUAACACUACCACCACGUAUAAUCUGUUUAAUAGGAAGGCUAAUUUAUUUAUUGUUUAAGUUGGUGUAAGAAGUAACGCGCCCUCGUUUGGAAGGUACAAUUUUCCUCUGUCUGUUUAUUUCAAACACCAACACAAAGGCACUACAGCUUUCGACUUCAGUCUCUGUAUGUAGUGCAAUUCGUUAUUAUUUUUGCUGGUUUGUUUAUUUCUCUCAACGAUCAUGUAAGAAAUCUUAAACGUGGUGCUUAAUUUUACAGCACUAGUAAAGUACAUCUGUUUUACUGUUUUGAGACUCUAAAUGUAUUUGCUUGUGGGAUCGGGGGGUAGGGUGGAAAGAUGACUUCCUGAAGGGUUUCCUCCCCGCGUUAUUUCUUGAUGAUGUUUGUAAAACAUUUUGCAUGUUGCACAAGUGUGUCUUUUGCACUCAAGUCCUUGUUUGUAAGUGUAUUUUCCACACAGUUUAAUUCAUUGACUUUGAAAUGUCCGUGACUACCUCUGGAGCCUCGACGUGUAACAUUGUUCUCUAGUCUAUCCAUGUCUUUAACCUGACUGCUUAUUAAAUGUUAAAGUGGGCCUGCCCUGCAUGAAGGUUGGAAACGUUUGCCUCUUGUCAGUUCUUUCCCCCCCCUCUCGUCUUGUCUUUAUUUAUUUAAAAGCAUAGCCCGGGUCGGCCGUGUAUUUCUUCUCUUGUACAUAUCACGGAUAUACGCUAGAACUAUUAAAGCCACGUUGUACCUAAUUUAUUCUGGGGGGUGUAAAUCUUGCCCAACUAGCUCGUACUGUAUGUGUAUAUUGUUUAUAGUUUUUGUAAUUAAGAAUUUAAAGUAUUCAGUGAUGCUUUGGUAUUUGGAGACACUAAUAUAUAUAUAUAUAUAUAUAUAUAUAUAUAUACACACACACACACACACACACACACGUGUACUUUCUUGUUUUUCUUCUCGAGUGUGUGUAGUGCAGCUUUGUUAGCACUGACUUUCAUUUAAUCAGUGAUCAAGUUGAUUUAUUGUGAUCAGUUAAAGUAAUGCCUGUGUAAUAGAUUUUAUUGUUCAGCACUUCUUUCUUUCUUUCUUUCUUUCUUUGUGUUAAUUUUGUGACUGUCUGACUGUUGUGGAGGAAAUAACAGUUGUUGUACAAUAAAAAACUAAAUCUUGUAGAAAAUGACUUUUUUUUUUCCCCACUUAACUUGCUUUAGAAGGCUGAUGGGAUACCCCUGAAUCAAGUUCAUGAAGCACUUUUUGCUGAAAGAAUCAGAAACGCUACACCUACAGCAACGCUGAGGGUUUUUUUCCCUCUCGCCGGGUUUUAUCAGGUUCAUUAAUAUUGCAUUGUAUUACAUAUUACUAUGUAAUUAUAUUACUUUUAAU
Molecule: messenger RNA, 9715 nt
Organism: Ictalurus furcatus (blue catfish)
Lineage: Eukaryota; Metazoa; Chordata; Actinopteri; Siluriformes; Ictaluridae
Gene: plce1
Product: phospholipase C, epsilon 1
Exons: 33
Coding region: 1097-7819 (2240 amino acids)
Biological process (GO): lipid metabolic process; phosphatidylinositol-mediated signaling; small GTPase-mediated signal transduction
Molecular function (GO): phosphatidylinositol-4,5-bisphosphate phospholipase C activity; guanyl-nucleotide exchange factor activity
Source: RefSeq, a predicted model, not a curated record